AAAGUCAGACAGGCAAACCGAGCAAAACUGCGACAUACAAAUAUGCGGCUUAUCAUCGUCUUCGUAUUCAUGGCUGUGUGCUCGGCGACGUAUGUGCCGAGGAAGACAAGUUUUGAACCGACUCGUAAUCGCUUGCCCAGUGAAUAUUUUGCAAGAAAGAACAUGUUCCUAGAGGCACUGGAAUUAAAGCAUGGUUUAAAGUCAACAGUGAAAAGAGGAAUAUCGGCUGAGUACAGUAGCAUGUGUGCGCAAUUCUUUCCUCAAAGCACGUACAUAUGCGCUGACGGAACUUAUUGCAUCUCCGAAUUCAACUUGUGUGACGGUCAUAAACUUUGCGGAGACGGAAGUGACGAAAUAGACUGUGGUAGUAGUGGUGGAGAUAAUGGCGAUAACAACGGCAAUACCGUAGGGGCUGCUUCGUACGACGACAAUUGUGCUAGUUGGUUUCCAGACAGCACGUAUAGAUGUAGUGACGGAAGUUUUUGCAUACCGGAGCGUAAUGUGUGCGACGGACACACUCUCUGUGGUGACGGUAGCGAUGAGAUUGGAUGCAAUGCCGGAAACAAUAAUGGUGGUAACAAUGGUGGCAAUAACGGUGGAAACAAUGGUGGCAAUAACGGUGGUAACGGUGGUGGAAAUGGUGGUGGAAACGGUGGAAACAAUGGAGGCAAUAACGGUGGAAACGGUGGUGGUAGCAGUAAUUCAGAACCUGAAGCUUAUGAAGACAAAAACGGUUGCGGCAAAUGGUAUCCGAAUAGCCCAUAUACAUGUGCAGAUAAAAGUUUGUGUCUAAAAGAAAAUCAACUUUGCGAUGGUCUCAUCUACUGUCUGGAUUACAGUGACGAAGUUGGAUGUGGAUACGGUGAAACUGACAGCAAUGGUUGUACGGUACCAAAGCAAAUGGGUAACAGUGGAACCAAAGAUUUCGAAGACCAACUGCUCGAAGCGCAUAACUAUUUCCGUUGCUUGCACGGAGUGGAGCCGCUCACCUGGGACAGUUCACUGGCACAGACGGGUCAACUCGUGGCACAGGACAACGCAGACAGGGGAAUGCUUAAACACAGCAGUUACGGAUAUGGUGAAAAUCUCGCUAUGUCUGGACUGGAAAAUAUGAGUUACGCAACAGGUUAUGGAUUCGUCAAGAUGUGGUACGACGAAAUAGAAUUUUACAAUUACGGUAAUCCCGGAUUCUCUUCCGCUACCGGUCACUUCACCCAGGUUGUGUGGGCAGAUAGCAAGACGCUUGGCUGUGGCGCUGUCGACGAUGGCAACAGAGUUUGGCUUGCCUGUGAAUAUAGCCCACCUGGCAAUUACAACAACCAGUUCUCUUCAAACGUACCUCAACCAUUAUAAAGAUUACACGUCGAAAACAUAGAACAAAACUAAAUCUCCCGCCGACAUAUUGCGUAAUUAUUUUGCGUUUUCUAUUCUUCCAAUCAUGCACAUGAAAAAUGUUCAUUUCAUAAAACACAUUUUUUCAUGAAAUUCUUACAAUUGAAAGAUUUAUUUCGUGUUAUGUAUUUUUUUUAUAAAAGAAAAUAGUUUAAAUAAACUGUUGAAAUCUCA
Molecule: messenger RNA, 1566 nt
Organism: Saccoglossus kowalevskii
Lineage: Eukaryota; Metazoa; Hemichordata; Enteropneusta; Harrimaniidae
Cellular component (GO): extracellular region
Molecular function (GO): protein binding
Source: RefSeq, a predicted model, not a curated record